Brenthis ino (lesser marbled fritillary) is the source of this 8376-nucleotide messenger RNA. The record is from the annotation of a GenBank genome assembly. Lineage: Eukaryota; Metazoa; Arthropoda; Insecta; Lepidoptera; Nymphalidae.
AUGUUUUACCCACGCAUUCGGGAGAAAGGUGCAAGUUUAGUAGUUCUCAGCUGGACUUGCCUGGCUGUGCUGUGCGCUGCGUCUAUAGCGCCCUGCGACAAAACUCGUAGAAUUUUCACAGAUCCAAGUGGCAUAAUCACCGAUGGGCCCAGUAAUUCUAAUUAUACACAAGAUUCACAUUGUGAAUGGCUCAUUAAAGCAGCUAAUAAGAGUCAGUACAUAACAUUAAGUUUCAUUCGUAUGGGCACAGAGUGUUCAUAUGACUAUGUUUUUGUGUAUGAUGGUGAUUCCUUUGAUGCUCCAUUAUUGGGGAGCUUUAGUGGAAAAACAGAACCACAAAACGUUACUGCGUCUAGUGGAUAUAUGCUAAUAUUACUCUACAGUGAUACCAACUAUGUAUUAGAUGGAUUUAGAGCAACAUAUGCCAUUCACAACUGCCCAAAUAAUUGUACUGGUCGAGGAUUGUGUAUGUCAAACAAAUGUUUUUGUGUGGGUACAUGGGGAGGACCAGAUUGUAGUGUAGAACUUUGCCCCAAUGGAUGUUCUGGAAACGGUCAGUGUAAGGGUGACAGAUGUUUGUGUAAAAAAGGGUAUUCUGGUGAAUCAUGUUCGCUAAAAAGUACUGAUAAAGAAGGCAAUAGCUGGCAUUGGCUUUCUCACACCGAAAGUGGUAUGACCAAGAGGGCUGCUCAUUCUGCUGUGUAUGUUAACCAGACUGAUUCCUUGUAUGUGUUUGGAGGAUAUGAUCUGAAUAGAGUUUUAGGUUUAUUGGAAAUUUAUAGAUUUUCUACUAGUCAGUGGUAUGACGAAAACGGAAAAGUAUUACGUCGUUAUCCUUCAAAUGAAGAAAUUGAUAAAUCUUUGUUAACGUUAUUUACCAAGGGUAAUGUUGACGGUAGUUGGCAGAUAGGCAAUCGGAGUUCUCUAUUUAAUUUACUUCUGACAUCAUUCUCGCACCAUGACAAGACCACGCUACCACUCAUGUACGCGCCCUCUGCGGCACCUUACUCCGAAAGCUAUUUGCAAUUUACCGACCGACCAGAAUUUCUAAGUUCGAAUCUCAAAUCUAAUAAUACGAAGCCCGAACCACGAUAUGGCCAUUCUGCGUGUGCUUUUGACAACGGUUUCAUGUUGUACGGUGGGAAGUUGUCCGAUGGGAGUUUGUCUUCGGAGUUAUGGUACUACGAUGCGUUGGCAAACUCUUGGACGCUACGUGCGGUAAAUUCUACUUUCGUUCCGCCGGGUUUGACGCGCCACACGUUGACGGCGGUUAAGGAUGAACUGUAUUUGUUUGGUGGAAGCACUGUUGAGGGCGAAUUCUCUUCUAGUCUGUACAAAAUAAAAGUGGGCGAGGCCGGCACGGAGUGGUGGGAGCGCGUGCAGGUGCGCGGCGGCAAGGAGCUGGACGUGCGCGUGGUGGCGCACGCCGCCGCCUACCACGCCCACUCUAACUCUAUACUGGUGUAUGGUGGUGUCGUUGCGAGUGUUGCCAGAUUUUCCAAGCUGUCAGACCGUAUGUUCGCCUUCGACCUAGACUACAGGCACUGGAGCGAGAUACACUAUCCUCGCGCUCACUUGCGCGACACCUACGUCCCGCGCGAGCGAGCCUUCCACACCGCCACUGUCAUUGGUAACUACCUGGUGGUGUUCGGUGGGUACUCUCACAGACACAAUAGAGAGGAGAUCUGCUAUGAUGGACAGAUGUAUCUAUAUCAUUUGGGAUGUCAUUCAUGGAUACCAUUGGACGUUUUGGGGAAAACUCGAAAGUAUUAUCCCAAGAAGCAAGGUGUAUUUGCACACGCGGCUGCUCUGAAGCCGCCCUCCACUCUUCUCAUCGCCGGAGGCUAUCACGGCAAUGUCAAUGGUGACCUUCUAGCGUACGUAGUUCCCAGUUGGCACGCUGGUAUUACAAAUAAAGAUCCAGAAACAGCUUGUCCAAGACAUCGCACGCAACCGGAAUGUCUGGCAGACCCCGAGUGCGGAUGGUGCUCAGCUGAUGAUAUAUGCUAUGGAAGAACAAUUGGAUCAAACUGCACUACUAAUUUGCAAUCUAUUCGAUGUGGCGGGAUCUGUCCAGCGCUUGGAGACUGUCACUCGUGUCUCAUCCACGGACCUCCGCUGGAUAAAAACAGCACGCGUACGCCGUUAACGUCUGUUAGUACUAAACUGGGCUUAUAUCAGUGUAGUUGGUGUGUUCAAAACGCACGAUGUCAUCAUAAAGAUGAUAACUAUGGAGUAUGCGGUGAAGAUACGCCUUCAGAAAAUCCCGGGUGGUGGGGAUCGACAGGUACCGAAGUGACGAGUCCAGACCAAUGCAAGAUAUUGGAUAAGCGACCAGGUCUGACGUUUCUGCGCUACCAGCAACCAGCUGAUUGGAACCAUCCGGAUGGUGUGUCUGUGAUCAACGCGACCACCGUGGACUGGGGCACCGGCGGAGGCAGCAACCAUAUCUUUAGUGGUGCGAGCGAGGCGCGGCUGCGCGGCUGGCUGCACAUCCCGCAGCACUGGAACGGCACGGGCGAGGCGCUGCACGCGUGCGCCGGCUACUCCAACUUGUCCCUCACGCUCGGCGGCGCCGCCGAGCCCCUCGUCAACCUGACGGCGCAGCCCUCGGCCUGCGCGCCCGUGGACUGGCCCGCGCUCAUGCCCGGCCGCCUCAGUGUCGACAUGCACGCAAACGACUCCCUCCACACCGGCCUCUAUCCGUCUCAUCAUCAUGCCAAAAUGGAGCUCCUUCAUAAUAAAUCACAGGAGAGUGCCAAGGUAUUCACUUUUGAAUUUUUGGAACCAUACUCGAAUGGACAAUGCUCGAGCUACGACAACUGCUUACUCUGCUUAUCGGAUGCGGCGUGCGGGUGGUGCGACUUGACCAACCGCUGCGAGGAGAGGAACAUUGAGGAGAAGACGACGUGUGCCGCGGAAGGCGAGUGGCGCUACCUGACGCUGCAGCCGGCGGCCUGCCCAAACUGCUCCAACUACAUCAGCUGCGAGCGCUGCGUGGCCGGCAACCACUGCGAGUGGUGGGCGGACGAGGCGCGGUGCGCGCGGCGCGGGCGCGCGGCCGGCGCCGUGGCGCAGCGCGCGCUGUGCCCCGCGCCCUGCCGCCUGCGCCGCGACUGCGAGCACUGCCUGGACGAGCGCGGCCGCUGCGUGUGGUGCGAGGCCACGCGCCAGUGCUUCAGCUUCAGCGUCUACACCAGCGAGUACCAGUUCGGCCUGUGCCGCGAGUGGCUCGACCGCGCCUCCACGCCCACGGACGACGCCACCAGGAAAGCCGGCCAGUGCAAAUCCUGUCAAGCUCAUACGCAGUGUUCGACGUGCUUGAGGAGUAUGGGAUGCGGCUGGUGUCAUUCGUUUGAAAAUCCCAUAAAUGGAAUGUGUACAGAGGGAGAUUUCACUCGUUCUCAUAUCGACUGCGCUUCGCUUCUAAAUGUGAGUUCGACAGACGCGGGCUGGGCGUACGCGCAGUGUCCCGACGUCGACGAGUGCGGGUUGGGGCUUCACGACUGUCACGAGCAUGCCGUUUGUAACAACACUCAUGGCUCCUAUACUUGUAAAUGUAAACAGGGCUAUAUCGGUGACGGGAAGAAAAGUUGUAUGCGAACGUGUUACAAUAAUUGUAUCCAUGGCUACUGCUUAGGUGCUCCACAGUAUAAAUGUAAUUGCGACUUAGGUUGGACAGGUGCUGAUUGCUCGAUUAAUUGCGGCUGUCACAAUCAUUCUACGUGCAGAACAGGUGUAGGAAGAUGUGACGAAUGCCAGGAUUGGACGGAAGGUGAAUUCUGCGAAUCUUGUAAGCCUGGUAGUCAUGGCAAUGCGACUACAGGACAAGGUUGUCGACGUUGUGAUUGCAACGACCACGGUGACGAGACUCGCGGUGUUUGUGACGUAGCAACCGGUGAAUGCAUUUGCAAAGAUAAUACGGAAGGACAAAACUGUGAGCGCUGUAAGCCAAAGUUUUAUGGAGACCCUCGACACGGAGGCAAAUGUUACUAUCAAUGUGAACCUAGAGGUAUGCUUAAUGCAUCUGAGACAGAAGGCAUCGGCUCUUACAAAACUGAUCCCGAUAUUAAAAAUUUAGGGCCCGCUAAAGAAUGCUUAUGGAUUAUCUCAUCAGAAGAUGUUAAGGAUGCGAUUAUUCAGUUCAGUGUGAAUUCUUCUACUUUCAAUGUGCCAUGCGACCAAAACGCUGUUUACGUAUAUGAUGGUUUAGGAGGCGAUCCCCGUUUAAACAAUAAUCAGCAAAGUCAGCUGUUGGGCGUCUUUUGUAACGGGGCUUCUUCGGGUGUCGUUGAAGCACGUAGUGGAAAUCUAACCGUGCAUUAUAAACAAAGUCAACCGGAACAAGGGUUUGAAGGUGUUUACAAUAUAUUGGCAUGUGACGGACAUUGCUCCUGGCCUAGAGAAUGCAAAAAUAGACACUGUGUAUGUAGAGAUGGAUAUGGUGGAUUCGAAUGUAAUGUAGAGAUCUGUCGUAAUAACUGCAGCAGCCAUCUGAAGGGUGGUGUGUGCGACAUGAGCUACGGGCGAUGCCUUUGCAAUGAAGGAAUAGGCGGUGAUGACUGCUCGCUAAAAUUAGACAAAUCGCAACUUGUUUUCACAGAAUUAUUUAACUCUGAUUAUCUAGCUGAUGGUUUGGAUCACCUAAAGAAGACAUUGCCUAGAUUUGGUCAUAGCUUAGUAGCAGAUAGGCGAGGCUUGUGGAUGUUUGGGGGGUAUUCGCUUUCUCAUGGGCCACUUAACGAUAUACGAUAUUAUGACACAAAAAAUAACACUUGGACACCAGUUACGGUAGAUGCUACACCUGAUCCAAAAAUGCCUGAAGGUCGAUAUUUCCACGCUGCCGAGAUAUAUCAUUUUAAACAAAAUAUAUACAUUUAUGGAGGUUUAAGUUUACAAGAAAAAAGUGGUCAUAACAAAACACUACGCGAUUUCUGGCAGUUUGGCCUCAAAGAACAACGAUGGAGCCAAAUUAAGGAAAAGGAAGAACAUCCUCCACCUUUAGCUGGGCACACAUUGACAUUGCAAAAAUAUCAAGACUACGAAAGUUUAGUACUAAUUGGAGGGUUUUCUUUGGAAGAAGGUUUUAUGACAGAUGUGUGGGAAUUUGAUCUAGACAAUGAUAAAUGGGUUAAGUUGACUUGUGGUGGCGCUAAGCCGGUUGGAAUUAUUGGUCAUAGCACCGUAUAUCAUGCACCUUCUCAAAGUCUUUACGUAUUUGGCGGUAUAUUGUAUAUGUAUAACGGAACUACCAUAUCAAACAAACUCUUCUCGUUCCAUUAUCCCUCUAAAAGUUGGAGCGAAUUACCCACUUUCCCUAGCCUCAAUAAUAUCCACGACAAUUUGCCACGAGCAACAUAUUUACAUUCGGCAGUUACAACAAACGACUACAUGAUCGUAUUCGGUGGGAGGACAGUACCUGACAGAAGAUCUAAUUCUCUUAUCGCAUACAUGUACAGUUGUAAUCAAUGGGUCAAGCUCUCUAAAGGUUCAAGUGUAUUAGAUCACCCACCGCCACGCACCAUAGCUCACGCGAUGGCUAUAGACAUGGAGUCGGAAAGUGAUUGGAAUAUUUUCAUAGUAGGAGGUUGGACCGGCAGCGCUAAUUGUCAAGUCACGCGCGUAACUUUGCCAGAUGAUUUAUGUUCUCUAUGGAGUUCUAGUAAAAUCGAAUGCCGAAGUCAUAUGGGAUGUAGUUUCUGCAGCACAGGAGAUUAUACGAAGUGCUAUUCUGUAGAUAAACCUGGAUGUGAAGGUAGCGAUAGAAUAUCGACUAAUGCAGGCGCUUCCUGUGAUGCUGAUUUAGUAGCAAGGCGCCCGUGCGAAAACUUUACAACCUGCACGUCAUGUUUGGCUGCAUGGCCUCUGUACCCUGAAGAGAAACCUGCUUGUCGAUGGUGUGAGACCUGUGCAGCUCGUAUAGGUGAAUGUGUACCAACGGAUGAAUCUUGCAAAAGCAUCAAAUGUAGUGCUGGCACCACAUAUAUCAGUGAUUCAGCUCAAUGCCCUGAGUUGAGAUGUGUGUCUCCUGAUUGUGAUAAGUGUGUUUCCAAUCAAUGCUCGUGGACGAGACUCGCUGAUAGAGGAGUACAAAUAACGAGAAUAGCAGAUGAUCCAUUAGAACUUUAUAAUUGGAUAUGUGUGUCAAAAGAAGAACUGCCACAUCCAUGGGCUACGUCAAUUAAGCCUGCAUACAUACACUUUGGUUUGACAAAAGAGUGCCCUAGCCGAUGUCAUUUAUAUGAUGAUUGUAAUUCUUGCUUGGGGUCAGACGGUGCAGAAGGAGGUUUUUCCGAGUGUCACUGGGCGAGUUAUCUCGGGACGUGCAUUUCUCCUGCUUAUCAGCCUGUGUAUUGUGCGGGUGGAGUCUGUGGAUUAGUGUUAAGUAAAGCAGACAAAAACAAGUGUCCAGCCCCUUGUGACACUUUCGAGCAAUGUACUGAAUGUCUACAUCAUUCACACUGUGGGUGGUGUGCUCUCGAGGGUGAAAAUGGAGAGGGUGUGUGUACAGAAGGCUCUAUCGAUUCCCCCUUGGAAUAUUCAACUCGCACAACUUGUGCCGCUGUUUAUUCAAACGUACAUCAAAAUAACGGCACCAACGACACCUUCUCGUGGCAUUACACUCGCUGUCCACCUGAAAAUGAAUGUGAAAAUAAUCAUCAUCAAUGUAAAGCUGAAUCUGAGGUGUGCCGCGACCUGCCCUCGGGCUACGAGUGCCAGUGCGGCGCAGGGCACAAGCGCGUGGGCGGCGCGUGCGCGGCCGUGUGCUCGCAGGGCUGCGUGCGCGGCGCCUGCGUGCAGCCCGACCGCUGCCGCUGCGACUUCGGCUACGUCGGCGCCAACUGCACCAUACAGUGCCAGUGCAACGGCCACUCGCACUGCGAGGGCCCGGACAAGUUGGAUGUGUGCAUCGAGUGCCAUAACAACACUAUGGGCAGUCAAUGUGAAAAGUGUAAGCCAAACUUCGUAGGCGACCCAACUGACAACGGGCAGUGCAUACCCUGUUCCGUAUAUUGCCAUGGGCAUACAUCCGUCUGUACGAACGACGUGGACGUAUCUCUUGUACGUGAUAUUAGUAGUGCGGAUCUAGAAGAGUACUAUAGAGAGGGUGCGGCGAAGGCUAGGUGUGUGCGGUGCGCCAACAACACCGACGGGCCUCGAUGCGAGCGAUGCAUCGAGGGGUACUUCAGGGGCUCGGAAGACUUCAGAGACCCCUGCCGACCAUGCGAGUGCCACGGGCACGGCGACACGUGCGACCCGGUGACGGGCGAGAAGUGCAACUGCGGCAACAACACGGAGAGCGACGCGUCGUGCCAGACCGCCUCCUCCAGCAAGAACUCGGCGCAGGAGUGCUGGCGCUACCAGUGCGUCAAGUGCCGCGACCUGUACAUGGGCGACCCGCGCAACGGACACCAGUGCUAUAAGACCAUCAAUAUUGAGAACAAGCUGUGCUUCGAUGGCAAGUCUAUUGAUGAGUGCAAGAUCAAACCUCGUCCAUUAUAUGCAGGGCAGACAGUCUUUGUUGCCGUCAACCCGCGAUACAUGAAUGUGGACAUCCGAGUUAUAGUGGAUGUUACUCAAGGCGCAGUGGACCUGUACAUGAGUCCCAAUGACAGCUCAUUUGUUGUUUCUGUGAAUUCAAGUACAGGAGCCCACGCUGUACAAUUGGACCCAACAUACUAUAAACACGAAUCUUUCCGGAAACUGCCAUCCUUCGACGAUCAUUCACCAGAGAAACCCGGGAAGAUAACGUGGUACUAUGACAAAAUAGAAUACGCGCUCGCCGACUAUGUAGCAAAGGACCUAGCUACAUAUGUUACUGUUGAUAGGAGGAACGUUUUGUUACGUGUGAAAAACCUUCGCAACCGCCUAGUUCUGACACUGCCUCAGAAUGUACACGAUUUAACGCACACUAAGUUCUUCAUAAUAGUGCGUGCGCGUCACACGGAAGAUGGGUCGGCGAGUUUCGGGAUCACCUUCUUCCGCCAGGACCAGCUCCAUAUAGAUCUGUUCGUGUUCUUCUCGGUAUUCUUUUCAUGUUUCUUCCUGUUCUUGGCGGCAUGUGUCGUGGCGUGGAAGGCGAAGCAGGCGGCCGACGUGCGCAGGGCGCGCAGGCGACAUGUGGUCGAGAUGCUGCACAUGGCGAAGCGUCCGUUCGCGGCGGUGCGCGUGGUGGUGGGCGGCGGCGCGGGCGGGCGCCGGCGCCGCGCCGAGCUGCGCCCCGUCGCCAUCGAGCCCACCGCCGACGGCCGCGCCGCCGUCACCUCGCUGCUCGUCAGGCUGCCGGGCGGCGCGCGCGCGCCGGUGCGGCUGGCGCUGGCGUCGGCGCUGGUGCUGGUGUCGCGCGCGCCGCCGCGCCCGCGCCGCGCGCCGCCC